AUGCCGGGCGGUCAGGGCCUGCGCCACAGGACGCGCGACCUCUUCCAGAGGGGCUUCCGGCAGAAGGGUUUUAUCCCUCUGUCCACCUACCUGCGCGUCUACAAGGUCGGGGACUAUGUGGACAUCAAGAUGAACGCGGCCGUGCAGAAGGGUAUGGCGUUCAAGUGGUACCACGGCAAGACCGGUGUGGUUUGGAACGUGACCAAGCGCGCUGUCGGUGUGGAGGUCAACAAGACGUUGAACACGCAGCAGCAGCAGCAGCAGCAGCAGCAACGGCAGCAGCGGCAGCAGCAGCAACGGCAGCAGGGGCAGCAGCAGCAGCAAGCAGCAGGAGCAGGAGCAGCUGCAACGGCAGCAUCAACAGUGCGCGGCCGCAUCAUCCGCAAGCGCAUCCACGUGCGCAUUGAGCACAUCCAGCCCAGCCGCUGCCGCGCGGACUUCCUUAAGCGCCGCGAGGACAACGACGCCAUCAAGCACGAGGCCAAGGUCAAGGGAGAGAAGCCCCCGUCUCUGAAGCGCCAGCCCCGGGUGCCCCGCGACGGCUUCACCCUGACCAACGUGUCGAUGGAGACCAUGACGGCCAUCCCCUACGACAUCAUCAAGGAGGGCAUCAUCUAA
Monoraphidium neglectum is the source of this 618-nucleotide messenger RNA. RefSeq names its product 60S ribosomal protein L21-2. Gene Ontology annotation, molecular function: structural constituent of ribosome. NCBI's taxonomy places the organism in Eukaryota, Viridiplantae, Chlorophyta, Chlorophyceae, Sphaeropleales, Selenastraceae. Bases 1 to 618 code for a protein of 205 amino acids. Gene Ontology annotation, biological process: translation. The transcript is spliced from 5 exons. The record is from RefSeq and is a predicted model, not a curated record. Gene Ontology annotation, cellular component: cytosolic large ribosomal subunit; ribosome.